Molecule: messenger RNA, 1215 nt
Organism: Teleopsis dalmanni
Lineage: Eukaryota; Metazoa; Arthropoda; Insecta; Diptera; Diopsidae
Exons: 3
Coding region: 130-639 (169 amino acids)
Source: RefSeq, a predicted model, not a curated record
AUGGCAACACAUAUGUAUAUUCCCGGUUGUAUUAACACUGUCUUGUUAAUGGCGUCUAGAGUGUAAAAUAAAGCUAAACAACAAAAAAUAAAAUUUUUAAAAAAGAACACAGGAGAAAGUACACCAAACAUGCCUGGUACUGGUAACAUUGCUCCGGUUGCUGGUGCAACGACUGCCUCCACCUCAACUAAGCCUAAGUCAACGUUGCAUAUGAACAAAACUAUUCUGAAAACAGUUACAAUUUUUUUGGCAAGUGGUAAACGUAAUUCUAGUAAUCAGUCAAAAAGUUUUGAUACAACAUCACAGUUGAAACGGCGUUCGCGGAAACAAAAAAUGGACGAGUUGAGUGGUAAAAUUAAUCCAAAAUUACUGGAAAGUCUACGUAAGAAAACGAAAUUUACAAAAGAUGAAGUGGAUGCAUUAUGUCGUAUAUAUCGUAAACUGGUAUCAAAUUGUCAAUAUGCGGCAAAAACUUUAGCAGCUGGUUCAUCUACAGCUUCUAUAGCGAAACCACAUUCGACAAUAGAGCGCAACUUCUCGUAUCUGAUGCUGUUAUAUGCUAUGAUGCUAUUUCUGUUGGACCCUGCGUUCGAUUGGUGUGGACCUUCUCUAAAUCAUUUUCGGACGACCUCUUCGUAGCCUUGUGGUUUAUAUCGGAGUGCCAUAUUUGCGAUGUCAACUAUCGAUUUGCGUAGUGUUUGUUCUAUUCAGCCAAAUUCAGCCUUUAAAUGUUAGAAAUGAGGUUUGGCCAAAAACUUCUGAUGAUUUUUGCUGCACUUGUUCAGUGACGAACUACGUUUCACAUCCAUACAAAAGCACUGACAAAACGCAGGACUUAAAUAUCGUGAUUUUGGUUUCAACACUGUAAAAAUUUGAAGACCAUAUCUUAUUCAGUUUAGCAAGUGCGCCGAUCUAUUUCUUUAUUGCCGCUACAUUCGUUAAAGUAGCUCCUGUGAAGCUACUUUGAUCACUCUGUACUGAAAAUGAUGUUUAACAGAAUAUGUUAUUGCAAGUGUUUUAAUCGGAUGCAAUUUUUAUUCAUUCCCAAAAUUCAAUUCUUAUAUUUAAUUGUUAAGAUUUGGUAUGAACAUUUAUAGUAGCUCAGUCCUGUUCUUUUUUUUAUUAAUAUAAUUAUUUGUUUAACAUAUCUUGACAUCCUUUGUGCUUUUUUAGUUGUCGUAAAAGUAUAUUUUUGCACUGAAUUAUAACUUAAAA